Molecule: messenger RNA, 1253 nt
Organism: Andrographis paniculata
Lineage: Eukaryota; Viridiplantae; Streptophyta; Magnoliopsida; Lamiales; Acanthaceae
Product: OVARIAN TUMOR DOMAIN-containing deubiquitinating enzyme 2
Exons: 10
Coding region: 335-961 (208 amino acids)
Biological process (GO): protein deubiquitination; endoplasmic reticulum unfolded protein response
Cellular component (GO): nucleus; cytosol
Molecular function (GO): cysteine-type deubiquitinase activity
Source: RefSeq, a predicted model, not a curated record
GUUUCCAUAACCGCUGUGAAUUUCGGAGACUUGCGAAGCAAAUAGCACCUUUUUCUUGUUCUUAUUCUCAUUGCAAGAAUCUGAAGCUGUGAAACCCUAAUCAUGAUGAUGUUGCUUGUGGUGGACCUCGUGAUUCCGUUUUAGAUUCAGUUUCCUGCCGAAAGGUGCCCAUCUGCUUUAUUUGCUUUGACGCAGUGUUCACGCAAGAACAAUUUGGUGCUGAGAACGCCAGGAUCUCAAACGCGCCCCAGCUCUCAUUCUGCGAAUUAUUUUAGCUCAGGAGUUCAUAUUUUGGAUUGAUUUCUUGUGAAUUGAAUUACAACUAGGUUUGAUAAUGGAAGGUGUUAUAGUCAGAAGAGUUAUUCCUUCCGAUAAUAGUUGUCUUUUCAAUGCAGUUGGUUAUGUGAUGGAUCAUGAUAAAAACAAGGCGCCUGAGCUGAGACAGGUUAUAGCUGCAACAGUAGCCAGUGAUCCAGAAAAGUAUUCGGAAGCCUUUCUUGGAAAAACUAACGAGGAGUACUGUGCAUGGAUUCUUAACCCAGAGAAAUGGGGAGGUGCCAUUGAGCUUGCAAUACUGGCCGACUAUUAUGGUCGUGAGAUCGCAGCGUAUGAUAUACAAACAACAAGAUGUGAUCUGUAUGGGCAGGGAAAGAACUAUACGGAAAGAGUCAUGCUAAUAUACGAUGGGCUCCACUAUGAUGCUUUAGCUAAAUCGCCCAUUGAAGAAGCUCCAGAAGAUUUCGAUGAGACAAUCUUUGCUGUGCAGCCGGACAGAAGUCUGGGCCCUGUCGAACAACAGGCUCUUAAUCUGGUUAGAGACCAGCAGAGGAAACGGAGUUUCACAGACACUGCCAACUUCACUCUGCGAUGCGGUGUCUGCCAAAUUGGUGUUGUUGGACAGAAGGAAGCAAUGGAGCAUGCUCAAGCUACCGGACAUGUGAAUUUUCAAGAAUAUAGGUAAUGGAAUCAAAUCUAUCUGAAUCACCAUAUUUCUAAAUACUUGUUUGUACUUAUACGUACAUGUUCCUAUUACUUGACGAUAUAUGUUGCUUGUGGUGUUGUCUGUUGUAACAUUUGCAAAAUUGGCCAUUUUAUUUUUUCGUUUUUUCGAUAUACAUUUGAGCAUAUUCCCAAAUAAAGCUAAGCUUACUUGGCUGAUAUGGAGUUUAGCCGGCGUGGUGUGCAAGAAAAUAGUCAUAUUGUUCGACGGGCUUACAUGUUUAAUUUGAAAAGUAUUCAUCUUGUUUCUGCUA